Salvia miltiorrhiza (redroot sage) is the source of this 1449-nucleotide messenger RNA. RefSeq lists its product as uncharacterized. Bases 127 to 1245 code for a protein of 372 amino acids. Lineage: Eukaryota; Viridiplantae; Streptophyta; Magnoliopsida; Lamiales; Lamiaceae. The transcript is spliced from 2 exons. Gene Ontology annotation, molecular function: zinc ion binding; nucleic acid binding. The record is from RefSeq and is a predicted model, not a curated record.
UACAUCAAUGUUGUCAUUAGAGUCAUGACUUGUUUACAAGUUAUAACAAGUUAACCUUUACAAGAGUUCUUUUGAGGUUUGUAUUAUAUGCUUGAGUGUAUUAAUUGACAAAUCUUUGCUAUCAGAAUGCCACCUAAGAGAGGUCGCCCUGUGAGAAAUAAUAACAAUCGCAGAAACCAUAAUGCCAUACCAGAAGAACCCCAAAAUGAUCAAGAACAUAACCCACACCCUCCGCCCCCAACUAGGAGAGUCGAGGAACUCUUUUUAAAACAAAACCCACCUACGUUUGGUGGGACGAGCGAGCCGGCUGAAGCCGAAAUUUGGGUGCGUGCAAUGGAGCGCAUCUUCAACUUCCUACGUUGUACUGAUGAGGAGCGCCUCUCUUGCGUCUCAUUCCAGCUGACAGGAUCAGCUGAUUUUUGGUGGGAGGCACGUCGAAAAACUAUGACCCCUGAACAAUGGGCAAUUUAUACGUGGGAAGAUUUUAAGGCGGGAUUAUAUGACAAAUAUAUUCCGAAAAGCUAUAGGAAGAAGAAAGAGGCUGAAUUCUACGAUUUGAAGCAAGGAAAGAAAUCUGUGGUUGAAUACGAUAGGGAAUUCUGCAACCUGGCUAGAUUUGCUCCACAACAAGUGGACACAGAUGAGAAGAUGGCAGAAAAAUUUUGUGCCGGUCUGAGGCAUGAAAUUAGGAUGACUCUAGCAAGCCACGGAGGACUCUCAUACACGGAGUCUUUGAACAGGGCACUUGACAUUGAAGCUGCAAUGCCAUCGGAUAAGUCAGCUCCACCACUGACCUCGACGCCAAAUAACCCACCAGCACCCUCACAUACUCUCAAAGGGAAGCGCAAAUGGGGCAACACUGAAGACAAUAUCAGUCAAGCCAACAAGAGAGUAUGGCAAGAAAAUGAACAGGCCGAACAGUUUAAUCAACAAAGGCAUGAGACACAGACUAACUCCGACCCAACUAGGGGUAACCGAGGUCAGCAAGGAAUUUCACCUUGCCCCAAUUGCGGUAAGAUGCAUAGGGGUAUCUGUCGGGCUGGAACUAACGGGUGUUACAAUUGUGGCCAAAAAGGUCACUACUCCACACAGUGUCCCAACAGACAACAAGGUUCAACAACUAAGCCCACCCACACCCAUCCCUUACAAGCAAUACGCGGACACCUUCAAAUUCAGCCUCAAGAACAACAGUCACCACAACAGGGGGCAACUUAUGCUUUUAACCAGGGACACUUGGAAGGUUGAGCUGUGAUGGAUGAUGAAGUGUUGCUGAGUGGAGCUUUUGUCAAUUUGAAAUUAGGCUCAGAAAAGAUAUAUGUCUGCAUACAUGUAUCUCAGUUAUGUCUUCCGCUGCAAACACUGAUUAUGUUUUAGUCAAGUCUAUAACUAUGUGAAUUACUCUUCAAAGAAAUAUCUAAUGCUUACUCGGGUUCAUCGAGUAUCUUUUUU